Molecule: messenger RNA, 2500 nt
Organism: Actinia tenebrosa (Australian red waratah sea anemone)
Lineage: Eukaryota; Metazoa; Cnidaria; Anthozoa; Actiniaria; Actiniidae
Product: TNF receptor-associated factor 3
Biological process (GO): regulation of canonical NF-kappaB signal transduction; regulation of apoptotic process; signal transduction
Cellular component (GO): plasma membrane signaling receptor complex; cytoplasmic side of plasma membrane
Molecular function (GO): zinc ion binding; tumor necrosis factor receptor binding
Source: RefSeq, a predicted model, not a curated record
UGUUUUGAUUUUGACAGGAAAAUAAGAGUAGUCACGAAGCGAAGAAUUUGUAAUGAUCACUGAUUAAGUCUUACGUCAUGUCACGCAACCGUAACUUAAAUGCUAAAAGGAAACCCCCUAAAUCUAGCUCACUGAUUGGCUCAUUUUAGUCAUGAUUUUUAGGGUAUUUCCCGUCGCCUAAAAGCCGUCUUCGUCUUGUUCCAAGUUGUUUAAGUUGGAAAUAUAUUACGAAAGAAAUGACUUUCGAACCUUCAAACAACAGACCAAUUUUCGUAAUUCCUGUCGAAGAUAGAUUAAAGUGCGUGGCUUGUAAAGAGGUUCUUAAAGAUCCGGUUCAAUCCUCGUGUGCACAUAGGUUUUGCACAAAAUGUGCAAAUGACAUCCUCAAAAAGCCAAGGCCACGUUGCCCUGAUCAUGAAGAAGAACUGCGGUCUGAUCAACUUUUUAAAGAUCGCUGUGCAGCUAGAGAAAUCCAAGCCUUAGAGUGCUAUUGCGGAAGGAAGAAGGAUGGCUGCACAUGGAAAGGCAUGCUGGCUGAUCUACAAAAACACGCUUGUCCUUUUGAGAAGGUCGAAUGUGUCAAUAAAAAUAAAGGUUGCAAGGCCAUAAUACUCAGGUGCCAGCUGCCGUCACAUAUCGACAAAAAGUGCUUAUACAGAGAAGUUCAGUGUCAGUUUUGCCUUAGAGAAGUUCUUGAAAUCCACUUGGAUAAACACCAUGAAAAAUGUUCAAAAUUUUUAAUUGAAUGCGAAAAUAACUGUGGCGUCAAUAGCUUGCCUAGGGACCAGAUGGAGGAACAUAUAAACCUCCAUUGCCCUCUAAAAAUCAGGUACUGCAGGUACUUCCAUCAUCUUGGAUGUGAAUUUCAAGGCACGGAGGAGCAAAUCAAAGAACACGAUAAAGACUUUUAUAACAAGCACCUAGAGCUUUCCGGACAACAUGCUGAGAGAACAGAACACGAAUUACAAACACUCAAGAAAAAGAUCGCUAUCUUGGAAGAAAAAAAUCGACAAUUUGAGAAUCACGUGAAAGAACAAAAUGAAGUUAUUUCAAGUGUCCGAGAAACCCUUUCGACGCAGCAGGUUAAGUUGAUGAAGGUUGAAGAAUUUAUUGUCAAUCAAAAUAAGACUGUGGAAGAGUUAAUGAAGAAGGGCGGGAAAACUACAGAUGAACCAGAACUACCUUUGGCGGUACUCAAGAUGGUUGAUGAUUUACGAGAGCAAUUAGAAGGGCAUUCAAAGAAAAUGAAAAGCUUGGAAAACGAGUCCGCCGUGAAAGCUUAUACCCUUCAAGAAAAAAAAGACUUUAGUUUAUCAAGUGGCUUAAGUGUUCCUGGGAGCUUAGAGCAACGUAUUGGCGCUGGAGAAAGUUCGGUUGCUUGGCACGAUGUUCGCCUUGCAGAACACGAGCUUCGGCUUUCAAUUCUCGACCAAUGUAGCUACGAUGGCACUUUUGUAUGGAAAAUUGAAAAUUACAGUCGAAGAUUUCAAGAGGCUAUAGUCAACAAAACUCCAUCUCUUUACAGCCCACCUUUUUAUACUUCUCGGUUUGGGUACAAAAUGUGCGCAAGGGUUUAUUUGAACGGCGACGGUUCUGGUAAAGGAACGCAUGUCUCAGUUUUUAUUUCAGUCAUGAGAGGUGAAUACGACGCCGUAUUGCCUUGGCCAUUUUCUAAAAAGAUUACUCUUAAGUUAUUGGAUCAAAACCAUUUGGAAGACAUCACAGAGACUUUUAGACCAGAUCGUAAUAGCAGCAGUUUUAUGCGGCCCAGAGCAGAUAUGAACAUUGCGUCGGGAUGUCCAAAAUUUUGCACCCAUUUGCGCCUGCAAACAAAUGGCUAUGUCAAGGAAAAUACAAUGUUCAUUAAAGUCAUAGUAAACUGAAUAAACUAUUUUUGAAAUCCAACUACUUCACUAACAUUUUCUGGACAGUAUUCCUGCAAUGAAAGUAUUCACUCAUCUCAGUCUUAUUUCUGCUAAGAAGGGUCGUGAAGUCAUGUUUAUCAUGCGGUCAUUUUAUAAGGGUUCUUUCAUAAAGAAACUUUCAGACCUGAUCAGAAACCAAUGGAACUAGUUUAGGCUUGACCACGUAGUCAUGAAAUAAUUCAUUAUUUUUUUGGUACGUUAACGAAAAACAGAACUACUUUACAAAUCACCAAAUAUAAUUUAGAACAAAGAAACUAAUAAGCAAAAACAACGCUUGAAAAACAAAACCAAAAAUAUGACUAGUAAUUUAAGAAAGAGAAAGAUCAUUAGUAAAUUAUAUUUCAUAGUGUAACUUAAAAUGUUAUCAUUGACAGCUUCAACGUUUCAACAGCAACAAUUGUACCUACUUUAGUGAUUUUUUUUUUUUUUUUUUAACUAUUAGUUUUACAACCACCACUCCCCGUACGGGGCUUUUCCUUGAAAUUUUGUUUCAUGAAAAUGUUUCAUGUUUAUAUGCCAAGAAAAAUCGAAUGUCUAAUGAACAAAUGAUAAUAAAUAUAUAUUGUCACAAUAAC